Molecule: messenger RNA, 5900 nt
Organism: Micropterus dolomieu (smallmouth bass)
Lineage: Eukaryota; Metazoa; Chordata; Actinopteri; Centrarchiformes; Centrarchidae
Product: serine/threonine-protein kinase 10-like
Exons: 18
Coding region: 809-3973 (1054 amino acids)
Biological process (GO): protein phosphorylation
Molecular function (GO): ATP binding; protein serine/threonine kinase activity
Source: RefSeq, a predicted model, not a curated record
ACCGUAGUGUUUCUUGAGGCGAUGGCGGCCGAUGGAUGCAGUAACACCACAAAGAACAAGUGGUACACCGCAGACUAAUUGUUUUGUUUCUCAGCGUCGUCGUGAAUACUUUAAACAUACCCCCCAACAUAUCUUUGUGUUUAGUCUCCGGUGCAGGGGAGGGCAGCAGGACACUGAAAUUCCCCCGCCAACUGUCACACACGAGGAGCAAGAAGAGAAAGAACCGCAGACGCGCGCACUCGUGAGCGCGCACAGACACUAAAUCCGCUAGACAACUAAACCUGUCCCAGACCGCGGGAGAGAUGACUGUUUUUACCGUUUUAGCAAAUCUUCAUGUACGGACCACCUGUAUCCAUUUGUACCCUUAAGGAAACUAAUUAUUCUGUGGAAUACAACUAUUUGGGAGGACGCCUUACUCAUCUUUUGUUUUCUUUUGGAGAAAAAAGCCGCACGGGGUUGUCGAGCCAGUGGGUAACGUUAACGUUAACGUGAGUCAGGAGUUGGAACAACGACAAGCUUUCCGUACUAACUUACAUUUCAAAAAACUCUUUUGCAGGACACGUAACCUUUUAAGACUUUUUUUAGGGGCUAACAAUGACCCUGGACUGCCCAAAACAGUGUCAGAGGCUAAGCUAGGUUUUGAUCUGAACUAUUAUGAAAGCUACACGCUGUGUUGACCAAGCGGGUAUUUAUAGCGAAAAUUUGGAGCGUUACUCCAAAGGCUAUUGCUAAAGGAAACCCACAUUUUAAAGUUUAAAUCCACUGUCAACUUUCUAACGUUAGCUAAUUGAAUGACCCAGGAUUCACCAUGUCGUUUUUUAAUUUCCGUAAAAUAUUUAAAUUGGGAUCUGAGAAGAAGAAGAAACAGUAUGAACACGUCCGCAGAGAUGAGAAUCCAGAGGAAAUAUGGGACAUAAUCGGUGAAUUGGGAGAUGGCGCCUUUGGAAAAGUCUUCAAGGCUCAAAACAAACAGACCGGCAUCCUAGCUGCAGCCAAAGUUAUUGACACAAAGACCGAGGAGGAAUUGGAGGACUACAUGGUGGAGAUCGACAUCCUGGCCUCCUGCGACCACCAAAACAUUGUCAAACUGCUCGACGCUUUCUAUUAUGAGAGCAAACUCUGGAUCCUCAUCGAGUUCUGUGCAGGAGGGGCUGUGGAUGCUGUCAUGCUAGAACUGGAGAGACCCCUUACAGAGCCUCAGAUCAGGGUGGUUUGUAAGCAGACUCUGCAGGCCCUCGUCUACCUUCACGACAACAACAUCAUCCACAGAGACCUGAAGGCUGGCAACAUCCUCCUCACGCUGGACGGUGACGUCAAGCUGGCUGACUUUGGUGUCUCUGCCAAAAACACCAAGACGCUGCAGAGGAGAGACUCUUUCAUUGGAACGCCUUACUGGAUGGCUCCAGAGGUGGUGAUGUGCGAGACGUCCAAGGACCGUCCAUACGACUACAAGGCUGAUAUCUGGUCCCUUGGGGUCACCUUGAUUGAGCUGGCACAGAUUGAGCCACCCAAUCACGAGAUGAACCCCAUGAGAGUCCUGCUGAAAAUAGCCAAGGCUGAUCCCCCUACCCUGAUGCAGCCAUCACGCUGGUCCCCAGAAUUCAGUGAUUUCUUAAGGCGGUGUCUGGACAAGAAUGUGGACAACAGAUGGAGUCCGACGCAGCUGUUACAGCAUUCAUUUGUGUCCAGUGUGAUAGACAACAGGCCACUGAGGGAGCUCAUAGCCGAGGCGAAGGCUGAGGUCACCGAGGAGAUUGAGGAGCACAAAGAGGAAGAAGAGGAGGAAGAGACAGAAGCACAUCUGGGUCACAAACGCGCCGCUUCUGAUGUCAGCGUCGCCAGCACAGAGGAAGAGAAGAUCCCCGUCUCUCCCUCCGUCUUGGAAUCAGUCCCUGAGAAGGCUGAGCCACUGCUGCCCGUGGCCACGCCCACUGAGCUCCCUGUGGCCACGCCCACUGAGCUCCCUGUGGCCACGCCCACUGAGCUCCCUGUGGCCACGCCCACUGAGCUCCCUGUGGCCACGCCCACUGAGCUCCCUGUGGCCACGCCCACUGAGCUCCCUGUGGCCAACCAUGUGGUGGACACUAGCUUUGUGGAGGAGCCCGCUGCCCCUGGCGCUGGGGAGCACACGGAGGAGUCUUCAAUCACUCCAGUUGAGGGUGGUGAGGUAGAACAGAAACAAGUGGAGGAAACGCUUCCAGAAGCAGGAGUAGAUGUUGCCUCCCCAGGACCAGAGGCUGAACCAGAGGCACCUGCUAAGGAAAUGCAGCAGCUGGAGAUUGCUGUUGAGGAUGAAAAGGAAGUGGACACAGCCGAGGUUCCAGCCAAUACACAGACCAGCACAGAGAGUUCAGAGGUCACUGAAGCUCCUCAGGAGGAAAAGAUGACUGUUGUGGAGGAAUCAAGCACACCAGCAAAGGAGGAGGAGGACCAGUACAAACAUCUGAAGGUGACACUGACACUACCAGAGCCAGACAAAGUUCUUCCAGAAGAGGAGAAUGGCGAGAAACCCACAGAAAAGGAUAAAAUAAAUGCAGAAGAUGAGAAGACUGUUCCAGACAAAGCUAAGGAUGAUAAGGAGAGAGAUUCAGACUCGGGGAGCGUCUCAGCCGCAGAUAACAGCAGCGUUGACCUCAAUCUGUCUAUCUCAAGCUUUCUGUCCAAGACAAAAGAGCGUGGAUCUGUUUCCAUACAGGACACAAGGCGUCAGAAGAAGACGUUGAAAAAGACUCGCAAAUUCAUUGUGGAUGGAGUGGAAGUUAGCGUGACUACAUCAAAGAUCGUCACUGACAAUGAUACCAAGAACGAGGAGAUGAGAUUCCUGAGGCGCCAGGAGCUGAGGGAGUUGCGUCUCCUGCAGAAGGAGGAGCAGAGGGCCCAGCAGCAGCUCAGCAACAAGCUGCAGCAGCAAAAAGAACAGAUCUACCGGCGCUUUGAACAGGAGACCACGGUGAGUGACCCAACUCAGAAAUACGUCCAGCUGCUGUUGGAGAGCAAAAAAGAGGUUCCCCCUAAGCAGCAGGACUGGAGCCCCACUCUGGACCAGGAGGACCCACGAGAGCCUCCACGCAUUGAAGAGGAGUCGAGCCCCAGUCUGGACCAGGAGGACCCACCAGAGCCUCCACGCAUUGAAGAGGAGUCGAGCCCCAACGUCCAGCUGCUGUUGGAGAGCAAAAAAGAGGUUCCCCCUAAGCAGCAGGACUGGAGCCCCACUCUGGACCAGGAGGACCCACGAGAGCCUCCACGCAUUGAAGAGGAGUCGAGCCCCAGUCUGGACCAGGAGGACCCACCAGAGCCUCCACGCAUUGAAGAGGAGUCGAGCCCCAAGGAUGGAAAUGAAGCUGCAGAGAUGCUUGUUGAGCAGAUUCCCUGCAGCAGGAUUGAAGUACUGAGGGAGAUGGAGCAGAUGCAGCGCUACAACCAGCGUCUGAUUGAGGAGAUGAAGAACAAGCAGACACAGGAGAGAGCCAGACUGCCGAAGAUUCAGCGCAGCGAGGCCAAGACCCGCAUGGCCAUGUUCAAGAAGAGCCUUCGUAUCACUGGGGCCGCCAUCACCCCCGAGCAGGAGAGGGAGAAGGUCAAACAGUUUGCAGCCCAGGAGGAGAAGAGACAGAAGAAUGAGAGGCUCCAUCAGCAGCAGAAACAUGAAAACCAGAUGAGAGACCUGCAGCUGCAGUGUGACGCCAACAUCCGAGAGCUUCAGCAGAUGCAGAACGAGAAGUGCCACCUGCUGAUUGAACAUGAGACCCAGAAGCUGAAGGAAUUAGACGAGGAGCACAGCCUGGAGCUGAAGGAGUGGCGGGAGAAACUACGACCCAGGAAGAAGGCCCUGGAGGAAGAGUUUGCCAGGAAGCUGCAGGAACAGGAAGUGUUCUUCAAGAUGAGCGGAGAGUCGGAGUGCCUUAACCCCUCCACCCAGAGCCGCAUCUCCAAGUUCUACCCGAUCCCCACCGUCCACUCCACCGGUUUCUAGGAGAAACCUACGUACACAUGCACAGAAAUACAUACGGUGCACAUGGACAUGAGUGCACACGCACCGACAGUUAAGACCGAACCUGUGCUGCCUUGCCCUAAUCCUCUGAAAGCUGUUGGACAGUGUGAGAAGCAUUUCUGUUAAUGGACUUUGUUCCUCAGUCUGCAGCUCUGCCCUGCAAUACUCUUACUUAUUUUGCAAAUGUGGUCAUAUUUUCAAACUACUACAGUCAUUUUGAAAGAGAAUUAAUAUUUUCAGAUCCAGUGUCCAGUGGUCUUCGACUCAAAACCACUAAAGUGAAGUAGCUCUCUGUUUUCUCGCUGUCUGAUCAUUAUUUGCUGCUCAGUUUUUCUCCCAUUUAGACAUUGGCACUAAAGAAAGGAAAGAAUUUUUAUUUUUUAUGUUUUUUUUGUUUUUUUUUACACACAAUGUUGAUGAUUCAAUUUGAUUAAAUAUUAAAUAGCAAUCUCAUAAUUUUAUAAUAAGUGAUGAUAAAAUUGAAUUUAUUUCUGAUACAGGAGCCAGAGCACAUUUUUAAUAUGAAGGAAUGAUCAUAGAAUAUAUCUUUUACUACAUUAAAAAUCUCUGUUUGAAUUGUAGGUUGUGUUACAUCAGAGGUUCAACUAACCCGUCUAAUGCAUGAUUUUAAAGCAAGCUUUCUUAAGUUUUUCUAACAGAAAUGAUUCCUUCUUUGAGGGUUUUUCUUCAGAAUGCCUUUGUGUCUCGAGCAUAACCUGAGAUCACUAUUUAGCAACAAGCAUUAGUUACUUGUUGUGAACAUGGAGGUGUGGAGAUGGUGUUUACAUCCAGAGACAAAUGAUCACUGUUGGGACACUAAGGAAGUCACUGUGGUGGCAGAAAAAAAGACUGCAACAAGCAUUUAUGUACCUGUAUGUUUGUCAGUCUGCUUUUUCUGUUUUACGUAACACCACUUUAUCAUUGUCAAGCAAAACCUAUGUACCUAUAGGAGCAUUAUUCAGGGAUGAAUAAAGAAUGCAAUAUUUUCCACAAAUUCUGGAAACAUUUUGACAGUCUUGUGACUUUCUAGCAUGCUACUUUAAACAGAAAUCACCUAAUCUGCAGUACAGACGAUGACACGUCCUUUGUAUGUGCUUUGGUUUUCUUAAUAUGACUCCUCAUAAGGUAUUUUACUACCAGAUGUAUCAUGGGUUGGCCUGCAUGGCUUUUCUUUCUUCUUUGUAUUGAAAUGAUAAUACUGUUUUUAUUGUAAUGCUAGCUAAUAGCCUUAAUAGUUCAGGAAAGCUGUACUGUACUGUACCCGCCUUUAAAGAUUUUGGUUGAACUGUAGGUUUUGUGCCACCUCGCCAACUUAAUGUUCUGUUCUGACUUUAUGAAGGAUAUUAACAAAUUCAGAAUUAUUGCAUCUGUAUUCAAAGUAACAAAAACAGAACAUGAACUCGUAGCAGUUUUUUAUUUUUAUUUAGACUGAUGUAUUAACGUAGUUGUAAAAACAAAAUGUUCAAAAAAUGGACCUGACUGGUUUAGGCCAUCUUGACUUCUGAUUGGUUCAUUUGAUCAACUUUUUUUUAUGAUUGGCUAUUGAGAGUUAUGGUUAGUCAGAGGUAUUUAAUAACUGAACUGUAGAAAAUGCAAUGAAGGAGUGCUGUGCACCUUUUUAAAAAACUUUCUCAGUAGCUAUUUAUAUAAAAACAUCUCCCAAGCUACAGCAUCUGUACUGUAGCUUAUUAAUUGCAGUUUGCAGUGUGCAUCAGUCAGUUCUUGUUCUGUUGGUCAGUGAGAUUCUUCAAAAAGUCAGUAAAUUGAUUUAAUUCUGAAUGUUGAAUGAAAAUGAUAUCCAUAUCAAAAUUGUUAUGCAUUUAAAAAAAUAAAUGUAUAGUUUUUAGAUUACCUGUGUAAAGUAGAUUUUGAUUUUUGCUGUAAAUAAACAUUUUUCUCUGUUCUACAA